AUGGCGUCAGCCACAGAGAACUCGUCUGACGUCCUGGAGAAUUCUGACGAACCCAAAACCAAUGGUCCCGAGCGAGCGGAAUCUCCCAGCGUGACGGAAAAGAUCUCCUUCGACGAUCGAGGCGACCUCACUCUCAGAGUCGGCAGUCUAGAGGAUGGCUUCGGGGACGUGUUCGAAUUCGUCGUCUGCUCUAGGGCACUAGCGCGCGCGUCUCCCGUGCUUCGAGCAAUGCUCUUUGGUGGAUUUUCGGAGUCCAAGCCCGACGGAGACAUCUGGAUCGUGAAGCUCCCCGAAGACCGCACUGCGCCCUUCUUCAUUCUCCUCAACAUCAUCCAUGGCCGCUUCAGGGCGGUCCCGCAGAAGCUGAAGCUGGACGAGCUCUAUCAGUUGCUUGUUGUCACGAACAAGUCUGAAAUGCUGUCGGUCAUAUUCCAGUGGGCGCCAAUCUGGUUCGAACCUCACAAGAACCUCGAUGAGGUCUUGGAAGGGAACGAAAGACUAUUGUGGAUUGCCUGGGAGCUCGGGGAGGAAAGGACCUUUGAAUUGAAAUGUCGAGAUUUCGUCCUUAGGUCCAACGUCAACACCGAAGGGCAGAUUGUUGAUAAAAGAGGGGCCCCUCUCAACACUUACGACUAUAAAAUCAUGGAUCGAUUCGAAGUUUCGAGGAGGGACUUCAAGUCACCAAUCUCGGACAAUAAUCUCAACUACAUGAGGAACCAGGCCAAGAAGACUGCCAUUGGCGGGGAUAGAUCAGCAGAGGCGGAGGAGCCACAAAAGAAGAAACCCAGAUUCUGA
Molecule: messenger RNA, 795 nt
Organism: Colletotrichum fioriniae
Lineage: Eukaryota; Fungi; Ascomycota; Sordariomycetes; Glomerellales; Glomerellaceae
Source: RefSeq, a predicted model, not a curated record